CUCGCGAACACGGUGCUCAUCAGACUUCAUAAGCAUGUUCUAUCAUCCGCCUAAUUGCUGAAACUCCAUGCUGACAAGCUUCGAAGACGUUAUAGGUUAUAGUGAAUGUUGCUGUCACUUUUUUAACUUUCCAAACCAUUCAAAGUUUUUUCUCUAGAAACAGGAGAGAAUUGCUAGAGGAACAGUUGGGGAUGUAGAAGUCAAGUGUCUGGUGCUCGAUAUUGAAAUUAAAAACCAGCUUCUGUGAGAACUUUACAUUCGGCUAUGCAAAAUCGUGUAGUUGACUUUGUGCACUAAAAUCCUACUUAUUAUUAUGAUGUGACCGAGUUUCGUCCGGCAUAACCGAGUCUCACUGGUGCUGUAAACGUCCUAGAUGCCCUUAUAUACCCCUUUAGUCCUCCUAAAUCUAAACUCAGGAUAACUCUGGUUCUCGAAAAUGCUGCAUGGAUCCUUAUAAUAAGAUGGCAAUUGUCAUCCUGUUCAUGCUCUUUGUCAAUAGUUACUCAGCAGCUGUUAUGAGCUUCGGCGAAGGUGAGAACCCUGCAGAGUCGCUGAGCAAGGUCAUGAAUCAGAGGAACAAGAGAGGGUUGAUAAUGCUCGAAGCUGUGUCCGACUAUGACAAACCAGGGCCAAACCCGAAGCACGACCAAGGAAAAGGGAAACCCGGUCCUGGUGGAGGCGGCACCUCCAACCCCUGACCUGCCCGCUUCUUCCUACUUUUAAGCGCUUCUUCUGUUUACUCCAAUAAAAGUUGUUGCUUUCAAUAAGGAGACUGGGACUUUUGACUGCACUACGAUCAAUCUUAGUUCAUCUGUUAUGAUGUUCGAUGCUAAAGUUAAGAUUUUUAAGGUUGAUGUACCCAUCGGCAGGAACCGGUAAUGAUUAUGCUCCCCGUUCCUGUUAUCUACAAUUUGCUCUGGUUUAACAACUCACAAAUAGAUCUCUCUCGUCUUGCUCUUCUAAGCAAACUUGUGGGCCGUUUUACUUCUUAAACUAGAAGGUCACUAUGUUAGCACUUUCCUAAAUAGAUUAUACGAAUGGAGACUUUAGAGUUGUUGUGGGGAACAUGGAAGAAGGUACCGGAAACUGAAGCCCAGUGCUUACAGGUUUUUUAAGCGGGUGUUUAUCUCUUCGGUUUGUUCUGA
Molecule: messenger RNA, 1145 nt
Organism: Rhodamnia argentea
Lineage: Eukaryota; Viridiplantae; Streptophyta; Magnoliopsida; Myrtales; Myrtaceae
Exons: 3
Coding region: 444-698 (84 amino acids)
Source: RefSeq, a predicted model, not a curated record